Aspergillus sclerotioniger CBS 115572 is the source of this 1254-nucleotide messenger RNA. RefSeq names its product U4/U6-U5 snRNP complex subunit SNU23. Gene Ontology annotation, molecular function: zinc ion binding; nucleic acid binding. The transcript has a single exon. Bases 343 to 993 code for a protein of 216 amino acids. Gene Ontology annotation, cellular component: spliceosomal complex; U4/U6 x U5 tri-snRNP complex. The record is from RefSeq and is a predicted model, not a curated record. NCBI's taxonomy places the organism in Eukaryota, Fungi, Ascomycota, Eurotiomycetes, Eurotiales, Aspergillaceae. Gene Ontology annotation, biological process: mRNA splicing, via spliceosome.
CAUAUAUCUCAGCCCGUGGCAGGCAAAGAAUCACCACUGGAUCAGCAGCGGCAUGGAGAUGGAGGAAGCCGUGGAUGGUCGAGGUGGGACGAGGACGACGAUAAGCCAGGCAGCCAGGCAGCCGACUGCGGAUCCACAAUGACCUGCAGUUCGCCCCCGCUUUUGCCACCGCCUGCCGUUUCCACGGGCGGACUUUAAACCAUCUGCUUUUCGCCUCCAGCAUCGGGAUUCAACAUCGAGCUAACAGCAACAUCCAUACCGCGGCUACAUCCUCCACCUAUAUACCAGUGCCGUUACUAUCUCCUCCCAUACAGUACCCAUAAGGGUACCCCCGCCAACACCAUGAGCAACAAAGGAUCCGCAUACGGAACUCCCUCGUCAGACACAGCCUUUCGCAAAACAUGGGAUCGCGAUGAAUACGCCAAAAAGGCAGCAGAUGAUGAGGCUAAGAGGAAGGAGGAAUCAAAGGCUCGCUACGAGGCCAAGCUGCUAGGCAAGAAAUGGCACGCACCAGUGGACUACAGCACUCUCGAAGCUACUACAUCGCGCAAACAGCGACUCGAUGUCGCGUCCAUGGUUGGCAAGACCACCAUCGUUACCUCGGGAUCGGCUGUCGGAAAAAGAGGACGGGGCGCCGGUUUCUACUGCUCAGACUGUGACCUUACAUUCAAGGACAACCUGCAGCUUGUGGAGCAUCUGAACAGCAAACAGCAUUUGAUCGCAACUGGUCAAAGCGGUGAGGUCACUCGUGCCACCGUGGAAGAUGUGCGGGAGCGACUACGGAUGCUGGCUCACCGGAAACGAGUCCUAGAGGAAGAGGAGCGACGAGCUUGGCAGUUGGAUCUGGGUGCGAGACUCAAGGAACGAGAAGAACAGGACGCCAAGGAGAGGGAGGAAAAGAGGAGGAAGAGAAACGAGAAGCGGCGCAAAGGUGGCGAUGGAAUCAAGCAGGAGGAAGACAGCUGGGAGGGCCGGCUGGGAAUUAUCGCCUAGGCAAACGAGCUUUGACUCGGGCAUAUGCAUGAUCUACAUCGGGAACGGGCAUAGAGGGAUGGUUCAUAAAGGCUAAAAGCUGCAGUAUACCCAUGGCGUUUGGUGCUUGAGAUUUUUGUCAAACCGGAAGUUUUCGUUUUAUCCAAGCGGAUGUAGAAUUUCAUUGUCACAUCAGAAAGAGCAGAAAAUCCAUGUGCAUAUACCGACCGCAGCAUGGUCAAGUGAGAUUGCUGCAAAGAUAUUGUACCACUGAAAACACGA